AUGGAUUAUACAUAUGGACAAUCAAAUGAUUAUCCACUUCGAAUUGUUGUGCCAAGCGAUUCUGUUGGAGCUAUAAUUGGUAAACAAGGUUCAACAGUUAAACAAAUAAAACAAACUGCGCGUGCAAAAAUUGAUGUUAAUAAAAAUGAAGCAUCAAAUAGUCAAGAACGUGUCAUUAUUAUUCGUGGUCAAGAAGAAAAUUGUAUACAAGCAUGUCGAGAAAUACUUCGAAUUAUGUAUGAAGAUGCGAAAAAUAAAAAUAAAACAAAUGAAAUUAUAUUAAAAGUACUUGCACAAAAUAAUUUUAUUGGCCGAAUAAUCGGUAAAGGUGGUAAUAUAAUAAAUGCAAUUAAAAAAGAAACUGAUACAAAUAUCACUGUUUCAAGUAUCAAUGAGUUAAACUCAUAUAAUAUUGAACGUAUUAUAUCAAUCAAAGGUGAAUUCGAUCAACAAAUGUCAGCAUUAGAAACAAUUUUUAGCAAAUUAUGUUUGGCAAAUGAGAGUGAGAAUGCACGAGCAUGGAAUUAUUCAGCACAAUAUUAUCAACAGCAGCAAAUGAUGCAAAAUUUCGCACAACAUGCUGCUAUGAUAGCUACUGUAGGUUCUACAGGUCCACCAUUAUUACCUAUAAAUUAUAGUCAACAACAGUCGAUGGUUCAUCAAACACAAACAAAUAAUAGUAAUAAUUCUUCGAAUAAAUUUAUGGAGCAACAACCAAAUCUAAGUACAAUUUAUCCAUCAUCUUAUUAUCCAACAAUGAUUCCUACAUCAGGUCCAUUUUAUUUGUCGUAUCCAUCAGCGAAUUCAAUUAUUGCUUCUCAACCGAAUCCAUAUGCUAAUGGAAAUCUUAUGCAACAACAAGAACAGUUACAAUUAUUACAAAAUAUACCUGUCUCUAUUGAAACUGUUCAUUUAUAUGUGCCUAAUACAGCUAUUGGCGCUAUUAUUGGUGCUAAAGGUCUCUUUAUAAAAAAUAUAAUGAAGAGCUCAAAUGCAUCGGUUAAAAUUAAUCCUGUAAGUCAAGACGAAGAUUCAAGUAAAGUUUCGGAAAGACAAGUGACAAUAACGGGAACACCUGAAGCUCAAUGGAAAAGUCAAUAUUAUAUUUAUGAUAAAAUUCGACAAGAAGGUUAUUUCGGCGAAGACUUAGUUCGACUUCGAGCUGAAAUCAAUGUGCCAACAUUGUUAAUUGGUCGUUUAGUUGGUAAAGGCGGACAUAAUGUUCGUCAAUUACAACAAUCAACGGGUGCAUUUAUAAAAUUACCCGAUGAUUCACAACAAACAUCAGCUAGUGAAGUACCUGUUAAAAUCUUUGGUCCUUUUCCAGCUAAUCAAUUUGCCCAACGACGUAUUCAAUCUAUUAUACAAAUGAGUCGUGAUUUAACAAAUAUAUCAAAAGAUGAUAGUAAUAAUAAUAAUAAUAAUAAUAAUAAUAAUAAUAAUAUUAGCAGUAACGAACAAUUAAAUGGUAUGAAUCUCAAUGAAACAUCGAUAAGAGUGAAUGAAAGUACAACAAGUGAUGAUGCCGUAUUUACUUCAAGUACUUUGCCGAAUACAGAUGCUAGUGUGACAACAGUAGAUGAUCAAAACUAA
Molecule: messenger RNA, 1593 nt
Organism: Rotaria socialis
Lineage: Eukaryota; Metazoa; Rotifera; Eurotatoria; Philodinida; Philodinidae
Source: the annotation of a GenBank genome assembly